Messenger RNA from Pyricularia grisea, 906 nucleotides. RefSeq lists its product as uncharacterized. The record is from RefSeq and is a predicted model, not a curated record. Lineage: Eukaryota; Fungi; Ascomycota; Sordariomycetes; Magnaporthales; Pyriculariaceae. The transcript is spliced from 2 exons. The annotation marks the transcript as partial. Gene Ontology annotation, molecular function: lyase activity.
AUCCCCCCCUCCCCCCAAAAAAAAACCAAUAUCAUGGGACUCAAGGAUACUCCACCACCUCAUGUACCAGAAUGGCUGCUCAAGGCGUCGACGGGCGUUCUGGGCAUUGGAGCAAUCUGCUGGUACCUGACGUACAUCCUCACCACCAUUCGUGCGAUAAAAACCAGAUCAUACGGCAUGCCGCUGAUGGCCACAGUCCUCAACUGGUCAUGGGAGGUGAUAUACGCAUUCUACGCCGCCGAGCACCCGAUCGAAUUCCUCGGACUCGCCGCCUGGUUCACCCUGGACAUCGGCAUGGUGUACACCACGGUCGUUUACGCGCCGCACGAUUGGAAAUACUCCAGCCGGUGGGUUGGGCAGCACAUGUUUGCCAUCCUGCUGGGCCUCACCGCGGUCGGCGUCUGGGGCAACUACGCCUUUGCCGAGUGGUUUCUUGCGGAAGAGGGUAGGGGAUUUGGUGACAAGACGGGCAAGUGGUUCAAGGGCAAGGAGGGCUUCGACACGAUGGAGAUGGCGUUUUGGAGCGCGCUGGUGCCGCAGGCGUAUAUCAGCGGUGCCAGCUUGGCCAUGCUGGUCUCCAGAGGGCACAGUGGCGGUGUGAGCUAUGCGAUCUGGUUCGUCCGCUCGCUGGGCUCUUUUGUUGGCCUCAUCGCCCUCCCCGGCAUGAUGUGGUGGUACUGGCCCGAGGCACACGGCUACUUUCUAAAUCCCCUGGCUACUUUCCUGCAGGCCCUGUUUCUACUGCCCGAUAUCGUCUACCCCUUUGUGCUUCACCAGAUCCGCCAGACAGAGGUUGAAAUGCCGGAUGGGAGGCUACUCAGUGCCGAGCAUGCGAUGAUUGAAAAGCGGCUUGAGGGCUAUGGCCUAUUGAAAGUGGAAAAGGGAAUGGCUGAGGACAGCGAAUAA